This is a messenger RNA of Daldinia loculata, 3112 nucleotides long. RefSeq lists its product as uncharacterized. Bases 336 to 2459 code for a protein of 707 amino acids. NCBI's taxonomy places the organism in Eukaryota, Fungi, Ascomycota, Sordariomycetes, Xylariales, Hypoxylaceae. The record is from RefSeq and is a predicted model, not a curated record. The transcript has 4 exons.
AGAUUAGUCAGCCCUGUCAAGUGACCUAAAAUCUUUGAUGUCCAUGUAAUUACCCGCGUUCGACGCGUUUUCACGAUUUUACUAGUUUUUUAAUAAAGUAACUGUUUAUUUCCGGGAUUAUAUCUGGUCUGUGCGCUUGUUUACACCCCUAACCCUAACCCAAUCCCUAACCCAAAUAAAGAGGGUUAUAUAAUAUCGAAAACGGCAUUAGCGACAAUAGUAACAACAACACCAACAAUACCAACACCAUUAAUACCAGCCAUUAUAACAACGUAGCGACCUAUCGUGGGUUUCCCACGCAUUUAUAGAACCGGCGUACACUCUCUCAAUCUAUAAUGUCUGGGCGCCGUCGUCCAGCGACGCGUCAGACCGAGGCCGUUGAGCCAGCGGAGCCGGUCGCGAGACAGACUCGACGAAGUGCUAGACUUACCGAAGCAUCUGUGGAGCCUGAAUCCCGAUCGCAGAUUGAAAUCUCACGACGCGGUACUGGGCGUCGGCGUCGUAGGAGCCUCGAGAGCGGCGCGACACACGAGGCCCCGAAAGGCUCUACAGAUCACGUGAAUCCCGAGCUAGAAAACGAGCCAGAAGAUGAGCCAGAACAUCUUGACUUGGCUCCGAUAUCUGAGCCUAUCGUUUCCCAGAAUGACGCAGGAUCCGAGACAGACGAUAUUCACGAGUCAUUGGAGGUGGACGCUUCUAGAAUUCAAGAUAUGCUCGACUUUGAUAUACCCAAGUUCACACGCUGGUCCGGCAACAUGUACGACAUCCUAUCAUCUAUAGAUAACAAGCAGCCAAGCGUGGAAGAUCGUUCAAGGUUAAGUCGCACCAGAAAAUCAUAUAAUCACGCCCGCCUUCCUUUUGCCGAUACCAGCGCCUUUCUCAUAAAGCCUAUCAACUUCUCCGAGGACUAUGGCCCAGAAGUUCGAGCCAAGAUACAAGUAGCAAUCUGCUCUGGAAACAUUAUAUCACUUCUUGCCUCUAUUGUAGAUGUCACAGUUGGCAAAAAGGGAUCGCUCCCGGUUCUUGAACAGCUGGAUGACUCUUUCCCGGCCUCGUUCAAUCUACAUUCUCCGGAGAAUGACGACACGGAGCGGCUUCUAGAUCUAGCAUUCCGUAUUCGAUGUCGUCACGUAGUUGAACUACUAACUGCUGAGUCUUCCGUUGGCCCGUACGAAUUGGCUGCCAGUAUGUUCUAUAGUCAGUUCUCACAUGCUCCUGACGGCUCCCAGGUGGCUACCAGCCAAGAACAAUACAAACAUUUGGCUGGGGUCAAUAUUAACGAAAACUCCCGCCUCUAUGAAAGCUAUCAAGCCCGCAUCCAGGAGAUCAUCUCUAUUCUUUCUUCCGAUGACAGAUCCGAAGUGGAAUCGCGUCUAGAUCAAGAUUGCCCCAAGGAACAGCUCUUUAAUGACCUCAGAUCAUGGGGCCUAGAUAUGUAUAAACAACUUAAUAAUAUGCCGACAGAUCAGGGAAACGUGGAAGCCGCCAAACCAACAAAAGGAGAAGAUGUGCAUGCAUUAGUAAGACGUGGAGAAUCAGAGUCUCUUUUCGUCGACGACAAUGAAGAGACUAGAGGGGACUCAGACUCAGACUCUGAAUCAGACACAGAUGUUGCAGGAUAUGAUAAACUGCCAACCCAGGAAUCUAAUCGGAAUUUCAUUAAUAGUUCCGCCAUCCUGGCCGCCGUGAGGCGGAGCGAGAAUCAGCAUGUAUCAAGUUCUAUAUCGGUACCGCCUUCUAAUCAACAAGCUAUAGAGGAUAAUGGGCAAACGUUCAGUAUCAGAGACGCAAUCCGCGGCUUAGAUCCUAGCCAGGUAAUUGGUCGUACGAGGAAACGCCCGGCUCCUAGUGAAGAUGAUGCAAGCGAAGGCGAUGAUGACUUUGAAGUAAAUACGCAACUUUUUAACGAACCCAGGCGGUCUCGUAACGAAGAUGCAACUGUUCAAAGACCACCUUCUAAACGCCCCCGAACCUUGGAACAACCUCAGAUUGUGCGUCGCCAGCAAGUUACUAAGGAACGGCCGCGGAGCGAUAUAUUUGAAGACCUUGAUUUACAGGAACGAGAUAUUGUCAGGUUAACUCAGGAGGCCCGAGAUGCUCGACGUGCGACCUAUGUGAACAGGGCCAAGCCCCGGCAAGUUCGCGUACCGUGGUCCUUCUCUGAUACCUCCAAACUCUUGGACCUAAUCGCCGACCGAUCCAUAAAUUGCUCAUGGAGUACCAUUGCGAGAAUAGGCGAUUUCGAAACCCCACGAAACCAGCAACAAGUACGUGAUAAGGCUCGUGGUCUAAAAGUUUUGUACUUGGAAAGUGACCGGGUUUUGCCGCUAGGUUUCGAUCAAGUUGUUCUAGGCCAGAAAGAAAAGGCUGCAGUCAUCAAGUGUGGCAAGAACCCUGAUCGGCAAGAAGACGACCUAAACGAAGAUGGCGAAAUUACCAAUAAUAUAUGGAUUGGUUGAGACUAGCCUAGGCAACUUGCUACAUCUUUAUAUAAUUUUUUUUAUUUUAGAGGUGCGCCCACUAUAUUCAGUCUGGGUUAGGGAGUGGGAGGUUUAUUAGGUGUAUUCUUUUUCGUUAUUCUAUGCGUUGCAGUCAUCUAAAUGGCGUUUCAGCAGAUAGAUACCCCGUUAGACUAGCUUUGGCCUGUAAUAAGGAAUUAACCCUUUAAUGCUUCUUGAUAACCAUACCCCUAGUCGCUUGUUAGUCGUGCUUCACCGUCCGUCUCAUGCUUUCAUGGAUAGCGACGGUCCAAGGAGGAUUCAUAGGCUUGCGGAUACAGUAUUUCCCAAACUCGGCGACGUGGGUUGCUACUGCAAUUCGGUCGUCUUAUCCAUAAACAGGUCUCAGUUCUUUCAACAUUACUCUAAACAACAAUUGCCGGUAGUUUAUUUUAUAUAUAUACGCCAGACAAUAACAAGCGGAGUUAAGCAGGAAGUCCGAACUAGGCAUAGUCGGUUACAUGUAGGCUAGCAAAAUAGCAAACCUCGUUCUCGCAUUCUGGGACCCUGGGUAGUAUCGGAUUCGAGAAUAUGACAAAAAUUUAAUAGCCGCUGUAGCAGGAGCCAAUAAGGUUGUGUAUAAUUUACCUAAGGCUCGAUUUUGUGGAGUGCUU